Messenger RNA from Cydia amplana, 1507 nucleotides. It is a transcript of the gene nclb, whose product is annotated as periodic tryptophan protein 1 homolog. The transcript is spliced from 13 exons. Gene Ontology annotation, cellular component: nucleus. The record is from RefSeq and is a predicted model, not a curated record. Bases 89 to 1480 code for a protein of 463 amino acids. Lineage: Eukaryota; Metazoa; Arthropoda; Insecta; Lepidoptera; Tortricidae. Gene Ontology annotation, molecular function: protein binding. Gene Ontology annotation, biological process: rRNA processing.
AAAGUGUUUGAAUAUAAUGUGCUAUGUGCAUUGAUCGACACAUGCGCACCUAGAAUUCUUAAAUUAUCAGACCUAAACGAGAAUCAAAAUGGAAGAAAAUACACCUACUGUUAGUUUGGUGUCCUGUAUGCACUUUGUGCGCCGCGGGGUAGCCAAAGAAGUUCCUGAAAAGAUCGAGCUGACAGAAAAAGAGCUUGAGAAAAUUAUAAAACAAACUGCAGAUGAGUUGCGUUUGACAGAGAGAGGAGAAGAUGUAUCGGACGAUGAGGCUGAGGCGGGUCCCAGCUCUACCCGACCUCCUCCAGAGAAUCCCAACGAUGAGUUUGAUUUUGAAAAGUAUGAUGAAGAAGAUUCAACUAACCCAGUGGGCAUAGGAACUGUAGCAACUUUACCCAACUUGGGAGACUUGGGUGACAAUGUGCAGAUUAGGACGGACGGGCCGGACAGCGACGAGGAGGACGACAUCAUCAAGCCCAGCGACAACCUGCUGCUCGUCGGCCACGUGGAGAGCGACGCCAGUGUUCUAGAAGUCUACAUUUUCAACAAAGAAGAAGACUCUUUUUACGUCCACCACGACAUCGUUCUGCCGUGGUUCCCGCUGUGCAUCGAGUGGCUGAGCCACGACCCUUCAGACACCAAGCCAGGCAAUCUUUGCGCCUUGGGUGGCAUGGACCCCGUCAUCCAGGUGUGGGACCUGGACAUCGAGAACUGCCUCGAACCCGCCUUCAAACUCGGCCGGAAACCUAACAAAAACAAGAAGACCAAGAGAGUCGGCCAUAAAAACGCUGUCUUGGACAUGUCUUGGAACAGAAAUUUUACACAUGUUUUGGCAAGUGGGUCUGCUGACAACACGGUGCUGUUGUGGGACCUGGACCAGGGAACCCCCCAUACAAAGCUGGACUAUUUUCAGGACAAAGUGCAGUCUCUGUGCUUCCACUUGCGCGAGCCGCAGACGCUGUUGUCGGGCAGCUGCGACGGCGCGGCGCGCGUGUCGGACUGCCGCGACGCGGCGGCGCACCGCGCCUGGCGGCUCGGCCCCGAGAUCGAGCGCGUCGCCUGGGACCCGCACAACCCCUACUGUUUUGUAAUGAGCAACAACGUGGGCCGCGUGGCGUACGUGGACGUGCGACACGACCAGCCCGUGUGGGACCUCGCGGCGCACGACAAGGAGGUCACAGGUCUCAUCCUUAGCGAAAUUCCCGGCCUAAUGAUCACAGUCAGCACGGACGGCAAACUCAAGACUUGGGACAUCCAAAGGUCGCCGCCGGCGCAGGUGAGCGAGCGCGCGAGCCGCGUGGGGCAGGCGCUGUGCGCGGCCGCGUGCCCCGAGGCGCCCCUCUCGCUGGCGCUGGGCGGCGACAACAAGCAGUGCUUCAUCGAGAUGCUCGACCUCACCGCCAACGAACAAGUAUCAAGCCUGUUCGAACCCCGAGCCGCGGCCGCAGCGCCCGCCGCCGGCGCCAGCGCCAUGGAGUCCUAGACCCCAACAAUAUAUUACAACACACAC